CUUUUGCUCGCUGUUAUUCUCUUCGGUCUGACAAGAUCCAGGCUGUUGUUCAACAGCGCAAGCAUGCAUUCGAGAAGGAUCGGGUAAAUUCACUCUCAAUCUCUUUUUUUUGAAACUAACAUCUUGACAAAUCCAGUUUUUCAGAUUCCAUGACUCAAAAACUUAAAUCCCUAUAGGACCUGAUCCUCAAGGUCAUGGGUACCCUCCCUUCACCUCGAGAGGCUCGCCAGUUCCUCUCUAGGUUCACCUUACCUGCCCCAGUCCAGAAAACAUCAUUGACUUCUUCAACCCACCUUGCUGUGUCAGGUACAGACUCAUCUCCUAGCUCCAACAAAACCUUUGUCGACUCGCUCCUUUGGCCCACAGACCAUGUUGCUCUCAUCAAACUUGAGGGGCCGUUUGAGCACGAUAAUCUGAUAGCAAUUGCCAACACCCUUGUGCAAUUACAACGACUCGGCCUCAUGAGUGUAGUUAUGUUAGAUAAUCAAACUUGGUGGCGACAUCAAAGCCCGCAUCUAAAUGACGCGUUGGUGUCUGGAUCUGAUCAAUCCGCCGAAAUACGCAGGCGGAUGAUGAAUGAUAUGGCUGAUGUCGUAGAGGAGAUCGAAAGGUCCGGCGGCCGUGCGCGGCCCAUAUAUGACGGCGUUUUUGAGGAUGCGAAAACUUCGCCGCAGCAGUCCCAUGUUAUUUCGGAACGGAUAGUAGUAGCCGACACCGCUGUGGAUCACGUUUUAAUCCGACCUGGCUCACGAAUAAUAGAAUCGUGUCUGAAGUUAAGACAAAUACCCGUUAUGAUCCCCAUGGCCACGACUGCUCAUUCGCAUCGGCUACCGGUUCAGAGCAACAAAGCUCUUGUAGCUCUUGCCAAAUAUAUGGGUAGCACUGUCAACGAGGCAUCUCAGGGGGCGGGUCACGGUUCCUUGGUUCCAAUGCGACUCAUUGUGAUCAACACAAGUGGAGGCUUCCCUCUGACCCGUGCCAAAGGCAUUAGUGGCCCUACUCACUGCUUUGUAAACCUGAAGGAUGAAUACGAUGCCAUCACGGAUGAUUUGGCCAACAUGAACCACAUCCCAGAGGAAUUGGCUAAAUCCUAUCGAUCAGAUUUGGAUAUGAUCCGGGAUUGUUUGGCAUACUUGCCUCCUUCAUGUUCGGCUCUGGUCACUUCUUCUCCAUCACUUACACUCAUCACCAACCUCAUCACGGACAAGCCUUUAUUUUCCUCGACUAUGAGAGGACAGGACCCUAAAGUCAUGCUUGCCACGACUGUAUUACGUAAUGGACUGGAUAUUUUUACGUUUCAGAAUAAUCUUCAAGGCAUGGAUCUGAAAAGGCUCCAAAGCUUGUUAGAGACAAGCUUCGGCAAGUCUUUAGACGCAGAUGGAUUCUAUGCUCGCAUUCAGGACAGGAUAGAGGCAGUGAUAUUGGCUGGAGAGGACUAUAUGGGUGCAGCAAUUGUGACAAGGGAAGGUGGCGAUGUAUCGGGAAAGGGUGAAAAGACAGAGACGCAUACCUUGGCUAGUGUGGCCUAUUUGGACAAGUUUUCUGUUGCUCCUAAGAGUCAAGGAAUUGGCGUGGCCGACAUUUUAUGGAAGAAGCUAACGGACCAAUUUCCAGACCUUGUUUGGCGUAGUCGAUCCGACAAUCCUGUCAACAAAUGGUAUUUUGACCGUGCAGAUGGUCAUAUCAAAAUCCCAGGUACCAAUUGGACCGUUUUUUGGUAUGGACCAAAGGGCUUAGGGUUGAUGUCCGACUAUAUUGAGAUUUGCCGCGGUAUUCCAGCAUCAUUUCUCCCAAAACCUCUUCUGGAGAUACAAAAGUAAAAUAUCAAUAUCGAAUUUUAUUGUUAAUUAGGUUAUGAUUAGUCUAUGCUACAAUGGG
This is a messenger RNA of Lobosporangium transversale, 1878 nucleotides long. RefSeq lists its product as hypothetical. Gene Ontology annotation, biological process: L-arginine biosynthetic process. NCBI's taxonomy places the organism in Eukaryota, Fungi, Mortierellomycota, Mortierellomycetes, Mortierellales, Mortierellaceae. The record is from RefSeq and is a predicted model, not a curated record. The coding region runs from base 195 to 1820 and encodes 541 amino acids. Gene Ontology annotation, molecular function: L-glutamate N-acetyltransferase activity, acting on acetyl-CoA as donor; arginine binding. The transcript is spliced from 2 exons. Gene Ontology annotation, cellular component: mitochondrial matrix.